Drosophila obscura is the source of this 1703-nucleotide messenger RNA. Its product is annotated as synaptic vesicle 2-related protein-like. Gene Ontology annotation, molecular function: transmembrane transporter activity. Lineage: Eukaryota; Metazoa; Arthropoda; Insecta; Diptera; Drosophilidae. Gene Ontology annotation, cellular component: membrane. Gene Ontology annotation, biological process: transmembrane transport. Bases 76 to 1536 code for a protein of 486 amino acids. The record is from RefSeq and is a predicted model, not a curated record. The transcript is spliced from 9 exons.
CUCUGCCUUAAGCUUCACCUUCAGCUUCUCUUUUUGUCUGUGUGUUGGCAGACUUGGCAAUAUAUCGAACAAAUAAUGACUGACAUUGACGACGUCUAUCACUUGUUGGGCUUUGGUCGGAUGCAGCGGACCAUCUUUGUGUGCUGCAUGCUGAUUCAGAUCUACAUAAGCAACGAACAGUUGGGCUUGUCUUUGAUCGUGGCUUCGAACUCCUGCGAUCUGCACAUUGAUGAUCACCGCAUGUCCUGGCUGAUGAGCGCCGUCUUUGCCGCUCAGAUCCUGGCCAGCCAUUACGUGGGCGACAAGUCUGAUGAGAUUGGGCGACGAAAACUGAUGCUAAUAUCGGGCUCCCUGAUGCUUCUCUCGUCUCUCCUCUCGGCCUUCAUGCCCGAGUUUUGGUCCUUUCUGGUGUUGCGCUUCCUAGUAGGUGUCUUUGUGACUGGACCGACAGUGUCUAUGCAGACGUACUUGAGCGAGUUCACGAAGUUCUCCCUGCGACCCAAAGUGCUCAACUACGUCAGCUAUGCCAUAGGUCUGAGCAUGAUCUAUGUGCCAUGUAUUGCUGCCGUGAUCAAGGUAAACGUGCACAUCUACAACGAUUACGUCUUCUCUAGCUGGCGACUGCUGAUCCUGCUCAACCUGCUGCCUGGCAUUGGUGCAUUCAUCAUGCUCUAUCGACUGCCCGAGAGUCCCAAGUAUUACCUGUCGGUCAACGAGGAUGACAAGGCCAUGGCCGUGCUGGAGAAGUGCUGCCGUCUGAACAAGGGCAAGGAUGUCACCUUGGCCAGCCUGGGCGUGAGCUCUGUCACGCAGCCACGUUUGCGUGGUGCUCCCAUCAAACGGAACUGCGUGGCUCGCCUGUGGUACGAGUCACUGCCGCUCCUGCAAAAACCCUACGUUCGUAACUUUUUCCUCACGUCCAUAGCUGUGUUCGUUCAAUUUGGCGCGAGUUUCGGACUGGGCGUGUGGAUGCUGCGCGUGCGGCAUCUCAUUCUGCAAAUAGAGGAAACCGAGCCGAUCUGUGAGCUGAUGAAGGAGCACGGACACCAGAAUUUGAAGCUUCCGACGUGUUCUUUGAACUUUCACAACGUGCAGGACUCCAUUUACCACGGCGUCUUUGUCCUUUUCGCAUUCGUUUUGACGAGCUUUCUGCUGAUGUGCAUCAGGCGCCGAACCAUUAUAUCGAUAUACCUGCUCACGGCUGGCCUUGCGGGCUUAAUGCUGAACUUUGCAAAGGACGACACACUGAUAUUGAUCGUGUUCCUCACUCUCAUUGUGCCGCCGAUAUGCAGCCUGCGACUGACAGUAUCGCUGCUCAUUGAUCUGAUUCCCACCCAUCUGAGGGGCAAGGCAGUUGCUCUUUGCUUGAUCUUUGGACGCGCAGGUGUGCUGACUUCCAGCAUGUUUAUUGGCUACACUCUGAGGCAGCACUGCUAUGUGACCUUCAAUGGCUUUGUGCUGGCCAUGAUUGCUGCCAUGAUCCUCAUUCUGCUGCUGCCCUCUGAGAGUAAAAUGAUGGACAACCUGUCGAAGUAGAGGGCCUAGCUGUCUCCUGCCAGCCCCAACAUUAAUUUCUACCCUACCCGAAACAGGUAAAAAACAGCUUCAUAAACAGAAUAUACAGCAUGGCAGCGUGGCGUAUACGUGAUAUGCGUAAUUAUUUGACAGGCUGGCAGGCAGGCUUCAUUAAAACUUUUAGGGAG